Messenger RNA from Cicer arietinum (chickpea), 3133 nucleotides. RefSeq lists its product as uncharacterized. The record is from RefSeq and is a predicted model, not a curated record. Gene Ontology annotation, cellular component: RNA polymerase III complex; nucleus. NCBI's taxonomy places the organism in Eukaryota, Viridiplantae, Streptophyta, Magnoliopsida, Fabales, Fabaceae. Gene Ontology annotation, biological process: tRNA transcription by RNA polymerase III.
CUAUUUUCUCCGAUAAUACCAAACGAAGCUGCCCAAAGCCCAAGCUUAGUGGUCCGUUAUUACCUCUUCAUUCUGGCGGUGUUAGGGUGUGCACAGUUGCUUCAUUGUAUCCUUAAACCCUGUGGCCAUUGCCGUCAAUUCUUUCGCGGAACCCCGGGCAUUCAAAUAAUCGCAUCCUCAUCCAUUCAUCUCCCUCUACUGUCUCAGUCCGCUCGUUCACUUCUGCCGGCUGGCCUCCGGCGUCUCUCCCACCGCUCGUUCGUGCCUCUCCCUCUGUCUUGCGUCGCGUCUCCCACUCUCUCUUCUCGCAUCUCCCUGCUGCGCACGCAGCCUCUCUCCGACUUUCAUUUGUUUUGUUAUCAGUGAAACUUUGUUAUGGAUUUCGACGACCUAGAACCGCCGAAUCAGGCCGUCGCUUCUCGAGUCUCUAGAUUCGCGCCAAAAUCAUCAAAACUCAAACCUAAAAAAGAACCACAUCUCGUUCCCAAACAAGAACCAUCAUCGUUACCCUCCACCAAAACAGAGCCACAAGAACCAGGUUUAACUGCCAAACAGGAUGAAAAUUGCUUUGAAACUAUGGCGCCAACUCAGACGAAGCCAGAACCAACUCAGACGAAGCCAGAACCAACUCAGACGAAGCCAGAACCUAACGACGCUGUUAAAAAUGAUGUUGUAUUAAAGCCCGAAGCCAAAGAAGAUUCAACAAGAGUAGAUUCCGUGGAUGAAGAAAUGGCUGAAGCAGAAGAAGAUUCUAGACAAGUUGACGAUCCCAUGGAGGAAGAGGACGCAGUUGUGCGCGUAAUCGACGUGUACUUUUCACCUUCCAUCGAUGCUGACACUCAGUUGUACAUUUUGCAAUAUCCUUUGAGACCUAAUUGGAGGCCAUAUGAUUUUGAUGAAGAAUGUGAAGAGGUUAGGUUGAAUCCUAAAAGUUCAGAAGUACAAAUUGAUUUGUCUGUUGAUUUGAGGUCAAGUAAUGUUGACGAAGAUCAAGCUAAUAAACUCAACUAUAAGAAGCAGACUCUAUCAACUAAAUGGAAGCCCCCUCCUGCAGAUGGCUGUGCUGUUGGGCUUCUUAUGGGAGAUAAGUUGCACCUGCAUCCAGUUAAUGCAGUGGUGCAGCUCCGACCAUCACGAGAUCAUCUCAAUGCUGGUGGCUCAGUAAAGAAGAAUGUUGGUGCAAAAAGUGAGGGAUCAAUUGAAGAUAAGUCUGUUGCUACGUCAAAGAUGCAGAAUAAGAGUGACGGCGAUGAGUGCUGGGUUCCUCUCAAGUACCAUGGUUGCAAGAGUGACAUCUCAUCUAGAUAUUUUCAGCAAAUGGUGGCACAAGAAAGUUCUCCCAUAAACUUUGAAAUGAGCUCGUAUGACUACAUUGCUACACUCUGUCCUGGAGUAAGCAGCAACACUUUAGCUAAAGGUCCUUCUAAAAGGCGUCUUCUAGCAUUGCCGGUGGAAGAACGUCUGGAGAAAAUGCUUAUUGAGGGCCCUCCACUUCAUCGUUUUAGUGCUAUCAAGCACUUUGCUCCUGAAUACUCUGAUGACGAACUGCUGAACUUUCUUCAGCAGCAUGCGUUAUUGCUGUGGGGAUUCUGGGUUCCAAAAAGUAGAUUGCUAUAUCCUAGAGGUGGUGUAGAAAUGAUGGCAAGAAAUUAUGCCCUUGUAAUGUUAAGCAAGAGUUUGAAAGUGCUAUCUUCUGAUUUGAAAUUGAAGAAGGCACUUGGUGAUCAUGUGAAAAACUUUCUGAACCAAUUUGCUUUGGAAAAAAUUGAUCUAAAAGAUAAAGUUUCAUAUUGGAAGUUCACAGAGACUCCAGAUGAGUCCUUUAAAAAAAAAUUUCCAAAUGUUGUUAAACAACAAGAAGAGAUUUUUAAGAUUUUAGAUCAAGAGCUAUCGUCUGUUCUCAGUAAUGUUGGAAAACCCAGAGAAAGUGAAAGUGCUGUAACAAACAGUGGUGUCAACAGUGAUCUUGUUAGAUCAGCAAAUUCUAAUCCACAGGUUACAAGUCCAGGGGAAGUGCCUCCUAGGAAGAUGACCAUGUCAAGUGAAACUCGUCAUGCUCUGCCAAUUGCCCUCAAGAAACUUUUUCAGACUCACAAAGUUUGCAGUUUCCAAUUGAUAUGCCAAGAAUUGCGUGGAUUGGCACUUGCCAAAACUAUGCUUCCAAAGGGAGGUUCUAAAAUUGCUGUGGAUGCAGCUCAGAGUCUUGAUGUUCCACAAGAUGAGCUGAAGGCUGUCUUGGGUGAAGUUGCAUGCGACAUCCAUGGUUGUUAUGUGUUACAGUCAUCACAAGAUGACCCAUUCAGAGAUGUUGUAAUUGAUAUGCUUCGUGGAAGUGGACCCAAUGGCAAGCUGAAGAAGGCUGAGAUACUUGAAGCUGCAAGGAGAAAACUCAAUAGGGAUGUCCCUAACAAUGAAUAUAUCAAGGUUAGUUUUCUUCUAGUUUAACUAAAUUUUUUAUUUAGGUAUCUUGAUAAGUUAUAGGAUAUUCUUAACAUUUGUUGUCUCGAUGGUUUUUCACUAAGAACAUACGACUUCCCACUUAAUGUUUUGUUUAUCAAAUUCCUAAUUAGAUUAAUAGCCUAUAUCAUGACAUUCUUUUAUGCUGAAUAUCUGCUCAAUUACUUCUUUAGCAUGCACUGUUGAUCAAGCUAAAUUUAAUGUUUCAGCAACCAAAACAGAAAAAUUAAACUAUGUACGUGAUUAUAAUGUUAUAGGCUUUUUAUCCUUUAUCAAAUUAAAAAAAGAAGUCACUGGCAAUGAUAAAGCUAGCAAGUUUUAUCCAUAUAUACACAUAUUUACUAUAACGUGUGUUUGUAAUAUGCCUUCUCUAGUUCGUUUUUGCUGGUGAUUAGGUGUGUGAAGCUUUUUUCUUUGACUUGUUCGAUAACGAUGGAACAAUAUCUAGUAUCUACUCGAACAUGGAAAUGAUGUUAGGGCAGUGAAAAUAGAAAGAACCAUAUAAAUAAAGUCUAAAAGUAUGAAUGUUAGAGCAGGGCAGUGCAUAUAAAUAACGCGGAAAUGAUGUUAGGGCGGGGCAGUCCAAGUAAAACAGUAUGAAUGUUACCCUGCAAAGCCAUAUCAAGUCAAAAAGUCUGAUAAAUGAUCUGGACACAUUCAUCAAUUGUAUCAUCCC